AUGCGCGUCCUCGUCAUUGGCGGAAGUGGCCGGUGCGGCAAACUGGUCAUUGACGAACUACUCCGUCGCGGCCACCAAGUCACCACACUAGCCCGCAAGCCCGAUGCCCUAGGUAGCGCACGCGCCGGGCUAACCAUCAUACAAGGCACGCCCACCAACCUCGACGACGUGCGCAAGGCCUUCCAACCCGACCCUCCCAGUGUGGUCAUCGUCACCCUCAACGCCCCCCGCGCCAGCGACAGUCCCUUCGCGGCCCCGAUCUCCCCCCCACGACUCAUGACCGACUGCAACGCCAACGUAAUCACCGCCAUGAAAGAAUUCCACGUCCGCAAGACGGUCAUCCUGCAAGCCUUCGGGGUGGGCGAGUCCUGGACCAACAUGCACUGCGUACUGCGCCUGCUGAUGAAGAAAUCCAACAUGUCGUAUCAAUACGAUGACCAUAAUGCAACGGAGCGGGCGGUGACGGCCAGCGGAGUGGAGUAUGUACUGGUGCGGCCGUCCCGGCUGGUCGAGUCGGAGGAGACACUCCCGGUCAAGGUGUGGCCGGAGCAUGGGCGGGGCGUGCCCCUGAUGGCCAGUACGAGUCGGCGGAGUGUGGCGCGGUGGUUGGUGGAUGCGGCGGAGGGGACGGAAUGGGAUCAUACCGCGCCGGUGAUUACGAAUUAG
Molecule: messenger RNA, 666 nt
Organism: Aspergillus ibericus CBS 121593
Lineage: Eukaryota; Fungi; Ascomycota; Eurotiomycetes; Eurotiales; Aspergillaceae
Product: NAD(P)-dependent oxidoreductase
Exons: 3
Coding region: 1-666 (221 amino acids)
Source: RefSeq, a predicted model, not a curated record